GUGGGAAAAACUCAGGAUCAGCCCUUAACAGGACUCCCUUCUUUCCCUCCUACUUUUUCUUCUCUCCCUUCUCUUUCCACCCAGAAGCAAAGUCAGGCACUGGAGGAAAGCAGGGUUGAGUUGGGGGUGGAGGGAGGAAGAGGGAAAGAGAGAGAGAGAAAAACAAAAGGGGGAGAAAAUGGGAAGAGGAAAGCAAGAAGGGAAGUGAGUAGGAAGAGCUCAGUAGAGAGGAAAGAAAAAGGGGAAGAAAGAUUCUGGGAGAUCUUGCCCUACGUUCACAUUGCACCACGCAAGGGCAAGAUUAAGGAGGGUACAUCUGAGAACCUGGGAGCCUCUGGCUGUUCCCCCGAGUGGCGAAGGGGCCUGAGCUACUGUUGCCGCAGCUACUGUCCCAGAGUGCACGUGGGUGGCUGCUCCAGCAGCGGCAGCAACGGAGGCUGCACAAGCUGGACUGGCAGUGGGACGUGGUCUUGGGUGGGCACCUCUCUCCCUUCGGAAAGAGAAGACACGACAAGGCAGGGCUCCGUUGCCUCGGCUGUCUGUAGGGAGCAAGGCAAGUCAGAGAAGGACUAGGUAGAGUGGGAGUAGGGUAGGCGUGCGUGUGUGUGUGUGAGAGAGAGGUCGGCUCUUGUCCCCUUUGCUGACCGGACCUCAUGUUUCUGCUCCGGGAUUACGGAACUCUUUGGAAGAAGACAGCGGGGACGGGAUCCCCUCUUUUCAGCUGAUCCGUGCACCCCCAUCCUCCCCGCAGCCUCCAAAUCUAGGACCCAGGCGUCUAAGGGGAUGAGGAGGUACACUGUGCUGAUCCCCGUCCUCCUAACCUGCUGGUGCCUGCUGCCGGUGUCUAUAAAUGGUAUUCAUCCAGAAUGCAGAUUGUACAUGGAAAUCCACGAAGAGGAAACCAAAUGUAUGGCCUUCCUAAGUACCCAAACAGAACACAAAGCAUGUAGUGGAGUCUGGGACAACAUUACAUGCUGGCAUCCUGCUGACAUUGGAGAGACCGUCACAGUUCCAUGUCCAAAAAUAUUCACGAGUUUAAACAACAAAGCAGGAAAUAUCAGCAAAAACUGUACUAGUAAGGGAUGGUCAGAGAUCUUUCCAAAUUUCUUAAGUGCCUGUGGCUAUGGUGACUCUGAAGAUGAUAAUAAGAUGACUUUUUUUAUCCUGGUGAAAGCAAUUUAUACCCUGGGAUACAGUGUCUCUCUCAUUGCUUUGACAACUGGAAGUAUAAUUCUUUGUCUAUUCAGGAAACUGCACUGUACAAGGAAUUACAUCCAUUUGAACCUUUUCCUCUCGUUCAUCUUGAGAGCUAUCUCUGUUCUAGUCAAGGAUGACAUUCUUUAUUCUAACUCUAGCACCCUCCACUGUCUGGACCAGGCAUCUUCAUUGGUUGGCUGCAAGUUGAUCUUGGUGUUUUUCCAGUACUGUAUCAUGGCAAAUUUUUAUUGGCUCCUGGUAGAAGGGCUUUACCUUCACACUCUCCUUAUGGUUAUAUUUUCCUCAAACCGAUAUUUCUUGAUGUAUCUUCUGAUUGGAUGGGGAAUCCCUACAAUCUUUAUUGUUGUGUGGACUUUGGCAAGAAUCUUCUUAGAAGACAAUGGUUGCUGGGAUACAAAUGAACACAAUGUUCCCUGGUGGGUGAUACGAACUCCAAUUUUAAUUUCUAUCUUCGUGAAUUUUAUCCUUUUCAUUAGUAUUAUAAGAAUUUUACUGCAGAAGUUGAGAUCUCCAGAUGUCGGAGGCAAUGAUCAGUCACAGUACAAGAGACUCACCAAGUCAACGCUGCUGCUCAUCCCUUUAUUUGGAGUUCACUAUAUGAUUUUUGCUGUGUUUCCUAUCGGCGUUUCCAACACAUAUCAAAUACUGUUUGAAUUAUGUAUUGGAUCAUUCCAGGGCCUGGUUGUUGCAAUUCUCUACUGUUUUUUGAACAGUGAAGUGCAAAGUGAGUUAAAGAGAAAAUGGCGAAGCUUGUGCUUGAACCAGUCCAUGAACCGGGAUUACAGGCUUCAUAGCUCCUCGAUCUCUCGCAAUGGCUCUGAAAGCAUCUUACAUUUUCAUCGGAACUCCCGAGCUCACUCCUUCCUGCAGACCGAAACCACAGUGAUAUGAGCAGCAACAUCCAGCUACCCAAGCCUAUAUCCCCUGUGGCCAAAUGUGGUAUAUUUCUCAGCUAUGCUGGGUUGCUUCUGCUUCCCCUCCCCAUCUCUGUGUCUGAAAUGGCCUAUUUUGUGAGCCAUUGGCAGCUCAGUCCUGUAGACGCUGAGCUUUAAGUUAGAUUCACUCAUAUUGUAUUCUCGUGUGAUGUGUUCAUCAUGUAUCUGGAUCUGAAAGCUAAUUAUGGCUAAACUGCAUUAUUUUUUAAGCUUUUUUUUAAGAGCUUCAGACCUAGAAUGUAUGUUGGAAUCUUUGAUAAAACGUCCAUUAUCAAGGGGAAACGAGAAGGGAGUGAGAUGAUCUCUGAGAUGCACAGGUCAAAGUUAGUCAAGAACAGCAAGAGAUCCAAGAGCUAGAUCCUGCCCUAUAAGGAAGCACCACUCUCGGUAGUCUCCCUCUGACCCCAGUGAAGUCUUCAUCAACUUCCCUGUUCAGGCCUUUAAGCAUAGAAACAAGCAACCCUUUAUUUUGGGUUUCAUUUUGGGUAUUUCAAACGGGAAAUACUGUUUGGAUUCAGACCUACCUCAGAAAAAAAUGUGCCCUACAAGAGGGCAUGUUCUCUGGCAUUCAUGAUGUCUGGCUUUUAAAAGCCAUCCCCCCAAAAUGAACCCUAAAGAAAGCAAAAACCAUCAAGUAGCUCAAACUUCACUGUCAGCCCUCAUUCUCAAUUCACAGUGGGCCUUUACUUCCCCUCAACUGCCCUGGUUAUCUGGGCAUCCCCUCUGAGGAAUCUCUGUAGGCUUUUCUCCUCCCAAACAGUGUCCAGUAAGACUUCUUUCUUUCCUCCCUCUUCAACAAAAUCAAUUUAUUCUUUGACUCAUCCCCAAUUUUUUUCUCUCAGCUAGAAAAUUAAUUUAAUCAACUAAUUUUCACUAAAGUAUUAAUAACUAAAAAGUACUUAAAGUAUUGCCCAUCUUGUGAGUACUUUUUAAACAAAAAUUUCUAAUGCUUCCUCUCCCAUUAAAUCUUUAAUGAUGGGAUUUUAGGCCUUGUAACAGGUAGAUAGAUACAAUAUUUAGGUCCAGGGGAAUGAAAGAUAUCACAUAAGCAUCUUCAUAUUUUAUGUGAAAAGUCAACCCCUGUCUAAAUACUUAAUCUAAAGGUGAAGAUACAGGUCAUAUCCCAGUCACCAGAGUAAAAAUGAGGAAAAUAUCAAAUGAGUAAAGAAAGAAACUAAGAAGGUAUUGAUGGAGGGAGGGAAUAGGACACUUUGAAAUCCUUUGUCAAAUUUCAAAAUUUCUUCAGUGGAGAAUUAUUAGAACAGUUCACAAAGGGGGAAAUUAUCUACAAUUCAUUUUAGAAAUACCGUGCCUGCAAUCAGCAGUCUGAACUUGUAUACAAAGUAAUUGGGGGUUUUUGACAUGAAAGAAAUAGAAGGGGCAGUCCCAGUGAGAAGGGUAGACACUGCAAAGGGCAUCUUUAUUUAUGUUAUAUGGAUGGCAUAUCUAUACAUCAUACACAAUGAAAUAAGACAAGUCUUGUCCAAGGUUCUGUGCUAGCUUUAGAGUUCUUAGUUUAUUUUAAAAGAAAAAAAAUUGCUUUUUACAGAAGUGAGAGCAGGGUUUCCAA
Messenger RNA from Sarcophilus harrisii (Tasmanian devil), 3723 nucleotides. RefSeq names its product vasoactive intestinal peptide receptor 2 (gene VIPR2). Gene Ontology annotation, molecular function: vasoactive intestinal polypeptide receptor activity; peptide hormone binding; G protein-coupled peptide receptor activity. The coding region runs from base 784 to 2109 and encodes 441 amino acids. The record is from RefSeq and is a predicted model, not a curated record. Gene Ontology annotation, cellular component: plasma membrane. NCBI's taxonomy places the organism in Eukaryota, Metazoa, Chordata, Mammalia, Dasyuromorphia, Dasyuridae. The transcript has 13 exons. Gene Ontology annotation, biological process: adenylate cyclase-modulating G protein-coupled receptor signaling pathway; cell surface receptor signaling pathway.